AUGAAUAUUUAUUCCUCAAGCCAAUAAGAUUAAAUCGCAUCACCUGAUAAUUUGAGUUAAAUUAGUUGGAAUAAAGCACAUUAAAGCAGUGAAUAAAUUUUAGAAAGGUUUAUCAUUUAAUUAUAUAAAACUAAGGUCUAAAAAAAUACAGAAAAGAUAACCUUAAGAUUUUUAAUAGAAAUGGUUUUCAAUUUAGAAAAUAUCAAGUUGUAAAUUAGAUAUUUCUGAAUAAAACGAUAUUGAUUUAAGAAAUUAGAAAAUUUAUGAUUUUGAUUAUCUAAAAUUAGAUAAAGAUCUAUUUUCCAAAAAAUGUCCUAUUAUUGUAAAUAAUCUUAUAUAUAAGGAGAUUGAAGAUAAAAGAUCUAAAAUAAAAUACUAAAUUAAACCAAUUUCAAUUAAAUCAGACAUUAUAGAUGUAAAUAUUUAGGCUAGGAAUAUUUUUAGAAAUUAUUUUCAUUAAAUAAUAAAUUUAUAAUUACCCCUGAAAACAUUUUCACUUAUACAACAUAGACUCAAAAAAUUGAUGAUUUAGCUAAAGAAAUAAGUAUAAAUUUAUAUUUAAUAUAGAAAUUGUCCAUAUUACCUUCUAGUUAUUAUUGUAUUAAUAUUGUUGUAAAACAAUUCUCCAUUUCUUAGAUGAAUUGA
Paramecium sonneborni is the source of this 645-nucleotide messenger RNA. Lineage: Eukaryota; Ciliophora; Oligohymenophorea; Peniculida; Parameciidae. The record is from the annotation of a GenBank genome assembly.